Rotaria sp. Silwood1 is the source of this 771-nucleotide messenger RNA. Lineage: Eukaryota; Metazoa; Rotifera; Eurotatoria; Philodinida; Philodinidae. The record is from the annotation of a GenBank genome assembly.
AUGCCAACGAUCAAUUUCAGCGUGCCAACAAUUGAACCAUCUAUUCCGACAGUUACCGCAUAUACGCCUAGCAUUCAACCAAGUGUACCAUCAAUUGAAGUAAAUUUUUCAAUAACAACACCUCAGAUACCAAUGUCUGAGCAGAGUAUGCCUACAAUGGAAUUUAACCUGUCAACAUUUGAAAUGUCCACCCCAACCUUCCCGACGCUAACGUCAACGGUCGAAAUCCCAACUAUCAACACAACAGAUUUUACCAUUCCAACGAUUACAUUUAACAUUUCUAACAUAACAUUCGUUAAUAUAUCGACAUUUGACACUACUGUUCCGACUUUUACAGUACCCAUACAAUUUCCAUGUUCAACGUACAGUGAACUGAAAGUCGUUUGCUGUUCAACAGAUUUGUGUAAUACAGUGGGACUUACCUCAGAACAAAUGCAACAGGCACCGCUUGUUCAAUACACAGGAAGCCUGUCCACACAAGAAACAUCUUCAACAUCAGCAACAACACUUCAAACAUCAGAAACAUCAGCAACAAUACUCCAAACAUCAGCAUCAAUACCCCAAACAUCAGCAUCAACACCCCAAACAUCACCAUCAACACCCCAAACAUCAGCAUCAACACCCCAAACAUCAACAACAAUGCGUCAAACAUCAAAUCAAACCUCACAACCAUCAGCAGCAACGCCUAAAAUACCAGUAGUCACACUUCAAACAUUCGUUCUUUGUAAUGGUAUUAUAUAUCUAUGUUUGUUUUUCGAAUCAUUUCUUUGA